Scaptodrosophila lebanonensis is the source of this 1177-nucleotide messenger RNA. RefSeq names its product adenosine deaminase 2-like. The transcript is spliced from 4 exons. Bases 17 to 1177 code for a protein of 386 amino acids. NCBI's taxonomy places the organism in Eukaryota, Metazoa, Arthropoda, Insecta, Diptera, Drosophilidae. The record is from RefSeq and is a predicted model, not a curated record. Gene Ontology annotation, molecular function: adenosine deaminase activity. Gene Ontology annotation, biological process: adenosine catabolic process; inosine biosynthetic process.
AUUAACAAUUAAGGGAAUGAUCCAGUGUGUGAACAAAAACAAUGUCACUGUCCUCAGCUUGCGAAGGGCCCCCAAACUGCACGGUUGUGUCUCCAAGUAUGAGGAUGUGAAGAAUCAUGAACUACAGAAGAAGAAAUUUAUAGGGUUUUAUGACCGACGUGCCGGAAGAAGACUAAAGCAUUAUUUUUUGAGGACUGCCUACCAUAGGAACCAUACACCUCAUUCCGAAAAGGUCUACAAGAGUUAUGCCGAAAUUUUUGACCAAUUCGACAAGAUGUUUGUGAUCUUUCGCGAUGUCCUAUCAUAUAAGCCCGUUUUUAAACAAUAUUUCAACCAAAUGUUGAUCGAAAUGUUCGAAGAUCGCAUCAUGUAUGCCGAGGUGCGGAUGAACUUUCUCCCGCUAUACGGACCACGUAAUGCCACCUAUCCUGCAAAGGUGGCACUACGGCUAUUUCUUAAAAUAGUCAAAGAAUUCAAAGCUAAGCACCCCGGUUUCCUUGGCAUCAAAAUAAUUUCAACUGCCUCCAAGGAAGAGACCACACAACAUAUCAAGGAAAGGAUAAAGCAACACAGAGAGUUUCGCAAAAUAUACCCUGACAUAUUCAUUGGUUUUGACCUAAUAGGCUAUGAGGACGAGAGUAAAUCGUUAUACGAACUUAGCCAGAUACUUUUAAAAGCAAGUGAUUUGAGUCUCUUUCUUCACGCCGGCGAGACAAAUACUCAUUUGAGUCCCAUUGAUAACAAUGUUAUGGACGCUUUGCUGUUAAGGGCCAAAAGAAUAGGCCAUGGCUACUCUAUUUCCAGACACCCACUUCUCUUGGAUAAAAUCAUGUCCAAAAAAAUACCCAUCGAAAUAUGCCCGCUAUCUAAUCAAAUUUUUGGAUUAGUGGGAGAUAUGCGUACGCAUCCGGCUGCUGAGUGGUUUGCCCGUGGUGCGCCCUUAGUAAUAGGCAACGAUAAUCCCGGACGUUGGGAAGCUAAGGGAGUCAGCUACGAUUUCUACUUUGCCUUAAUGGGCAUUGCGCCCGAAUAUGCGAGUUUGGGAACUUUAAAAAAACUGGUAUGGAACUCUAUAGAAUAUUCCGAGCUAUCGAAAAUGCAGAGAAGAACUGCUUUUAAAAUAUUGAAGCGAGAAUGGGAUACGUUUAUUAAAAGGGUCGGUUCUUUGUUGCAUUGA